AUGGCCGAGGACUCGAUUGAAACCGCCUUCCAGGCAGCCAUCGACUCGGGCAAGAUCAACGGUGCCAUCAUAUGCAGCACCGACAGCCACGGUAACUUCACAUACAACGAAGCACUUGGCGAACGAACUCUCCUUUCCGGAGAGAAAAAGGCUGAACAACUCGACGAUGUGUGCUGUCUUGCCUCUGCGACCAAACUCAUCACCACCAUCGCCGCCCUCCAGUGCGUCGAGGACGGCCUGCUCACCCUCACAGGCGACCUCUCUUCGAUCGCACCCGAACUGGCGUCGAAACAAGUAAUCACCGGCUUCUCCGAUGACGGUGAACCGGAGCUUGAACCCGCCAAGCAACCCAUAACCCUGGAAAUGCUUCUGACGCACUCAUCCGGGAUAACGUACCACUUCACAAACCCCCUAGUUGCGCGCUGGGUGAAGAACUUCGGCCAAACCCAAGGCCCCGGUUAUCAAUACACGGUGGAGGACCUGUUCAACUACCCUCUCUCGUUCCAGCCAGGCUCAAGCUGGAUGUACGGCCCUGGACUCGACUGGGCAGGACGGAUCGUGGAGCGUGUCACGGGCAAGACUCUCUCGGAGCGCAUGCAGGACCGCAUAUUCAUCCCGUUAGGAAUCACAGACGCUCAGUUCUACCCAGUCAUACGCGAAGACCUGCGUGCCCGCAUGCCCGACUUGAAUCCCCAUGAUCUCGAGGGACGAGGUCUCGCAGUCCUCGGCAGUGCGUCAUCUGACGCAGACAUGCGCACCAACAAGGGCGAUUUCGGCGGACAUGGUCUUUUCAUGACCACUCCGGACUACCUCAAAGUCAUGCGCUCGGUGCUGGCUAAUGACGGCAAGAUCCUCAAGCCGGAGACCGUGAACGAUAUGUUCCACCCGCGGCAUCUGUCCGCGGGAGCCACCGAGGGCAUCGAGGGUGCGUUUGCCGGGCCCAUAGGCAUGUUCUUCCGCUGCGGUAUCUCGGCGGAUACCAAGGCUACCUACUCUUUAGGCGGACUUCUCACCCUGGAAGAUGUAGAAGGGUGGUAUGGCGAGGGCACGCUCACUUGGGGUGGCGGACUGACGUUUGCGUGGUUCAUCGACCGCAAGAACGAUGUAUGUGCCGCGGGAGCCAUCAAUGCUGCGCCCCCCGUCGACAUGGCUACCGUCUCCAAUCUGAAGGAUACAUUUCGACAUGACGUCUAUCGCAAGCGUGCGGCGUGGCAGAAGCAGCAAGGGGUUUGA
Exophiala spinifera is the source of this 1233-nucleotide messenger RNA. RefSeq lists its product as uncharacterized. The transcript has a single exon. The record is from RefSeq and is a predicted model, not a curated record. Lineage: Eukaryota; Fungi; Ascomycota; Eurotiomycetes; Chaetothyriales; Herpotrichiellaceae. Bases 1 to 1233 code for a protein of 410 amino acids.